ACAAGUACUUUCACUGCUCAUUAUCAUUAACGUCACGGUUAUGUUCAGAUAUAUAUCGAAAUAUAUUUUUAUUUACCGAUACUUUAGUUGAUGUACUCUACGGAGAUAAUAAAAAUAUAGGUUUUACCAAUAAACUUAUUCUAUUUCUCCGUUAAUAGUAGUGCUGCUUUACUCAGGAUGCAUUCUAAGUGUUUACUCCUUGUAGUGACUCUGACGUCAGGUGUAUUACAUUUAACUGAAGCCGUUUGCAUUCCUGAUAAUAUAUUGUUUGGAGUUGGUUCCGCGUCAUAUCAAAUAGAAGGAGCAUGGAACUACGGAGAUAAGAGCGAAAGCAUUUGGGAUGACCUCACUCACAACUAUCCGGAACUGGUAUCUGCUGAAGCUAACGGUGACGUUGCAGCGGAUUCGUUCAAUAAAAUAAAUGAAGACGUGGCCCAGCUGCAGAGCAUUGGUGUUCACUUUUACCAAUUUUCACUAUCAUGGUCCAGACUUCUACCCGAAGGUUACUCGAACAACGUUAGUGCGGUUGGUCUUCAGUACUACAAUGAUCUGAUCGACGCUCUGGUGGCUGCCGAUAUUAUUCCAAUGGUCGUUUUAUACCAUUGGGAUCUACCAACAAUCCUACAGAAACUGGGAGGUUGGACCAAUCCUGAAUUGAUAGAUAUAUACACCGACUACGCUAGAGUUGCCUUCGAAAAUUUCGGAGACAGAGUUAAAUAUUGGAUCACCUUCAGUUCACCUUCUGAAGUUUGUAAGGCAUACGGAGCAGACAAUCGCGCUCCUGCAGGCGUAUCUUCCUCUCAGACUGGAAUAGGGGAAUAUCUAUGUGCUAACACUAUUCUAAAAGCACACGCGAGAACCUACCAUUUGUAUAACGAUACUUACAGGCCGGAUCAGAAUGGAACUAUUGGGAUAGCAUUAUUCGCAAACUGGUACGAACCUGAUACAAUUUCUUCUGUUGACAUAAUAGCGGCCAUACGUGCACUACAUUUUGAGAUUGGAUUGUACGCCAACCCAAUUUUCACCAGUGCUGGAGAUUAUCCUACAAUGGUCAAGGACACAAUUCGCAGAAGAAGUGCUGCCGAAGGAUUCCCCUAUUCUAGACUACCUGAGCUUACAGCUCAGGAAAUUGAAUACAUCAAAUUCACGUCAGAUUUCUUCGGCGUCAACCAUUACACCACUUAUAUGGCUGCUGACAGGCAGAUGUACAGCAGUGAUCCAGAAUAUUUCUUAGAUUUGGAGGUGACUUACUGGCAGCCUCAAUUGGAUUGGGAAGACACUGCAGUAGAUUGGGUAAAGGUGGUUCCAUGGGGUUUCAGGAGGUUGUUGGUAUGGUUGCAAAGGGAAUACAACUACGGUCCUACAUUCUACAUUACAGAAAAUGGAUACCCUGAUUAUGGAGAAGUUGAUGAUGAUCUAAGAAUAAGUUACAUUCAGCGUCAGGUAAGUGCCCUUCAGGAUGCUAUAGCCGACGGAGUCAGUGUUGGUGCUUACACUUAUUGGAAUUUCUUGGAUGGUUUCGAAUGGUUAGAGGGAUACAACGUCACAUACGGAAUGGUAAGUGUCAAUAUGACAGAUCCCAAUAGAUCUCGAACUCUGAAGUCAUCGGCAAGAUAUUACCGGGAUCUCAUUAGAAGCAGAAGUGUGGAACCUGAUCAGAAUUGCAAUUUUACUUCGGUUCCAACAACCCCUCCUCCAACCGAUAACCCCGAUGAGUCUACCACUUCUGCUCCUCCUAGUGGUCUUGCCAGCACAUUUGCCAUGCCACAUAAUCUCGGUGUUAUGCUGAGUAUUUCUACGGUCACCAUGGUGUUAUUUUCAUUAAUUAGAAGUUAAAUCUCCUGCAGAAGUAUGAUCUACUGUUUUAUGUUACAUCAUCGUUGCGUUUGUUAAUUUUAUUAUGAAUAAAAGUUAAUUAAGUAACUAAGUCUUAA
Agrilus planipennis (emerald ash borer) is the source of this 1934-nucleotide messenger RNA. Its product is annotated as myrosinase 1-like. Gene Ontology annotation, biological process: carbohydrate metabolic process. The transcript is spliced from 9 exons. NCBI's taxonomy places the organism in Eukaryota, Metazoa, Arthropoda, Insecta, Coleoptera, Buprestidae. The record is from RefSeq and is a predicted model, not a curated record. Gene Ontology annotation, molecular function: beta-glucosidase activity. Bases 178 to 1836 code for a protein of 552 amino acids.